GAGACCGACCCAGCAAUCCCCCUGUGCCGUACCCAUGGAAAGCGUCGCCGCCAUCGACCCCGACGACGCGUCGGUCACGUGUCGUUUCUGCCUGGGCACGGAGAACGACGAGUUCGUGGCGCCGUGCGAAUGCCGUGGGGGACAACGAUGGGUUCACCUCAUGUGUCUACGACGGUGGCAAAGAUCCAUCCUGGUGACUCAACCAACACAUCCCGCCUUGAUCGAGGAGGAUCGGAGAAUCACUCACUGCCAAGUGUGCCUUGCACGCUUGUCCUGUCCGGUACCUUCUCGUCAUGAGAUGAUGCUGCAGUUCACUGGGGCCGAGUUGGCAUCGCUGGUGCAGGAGCAAAGUUUGAUCGUCUCAUCCAAGGCCUGGUCAACGGCGCUGCGGCUCCUAUUGCAGGAGCAGGGCGAUCGGCGAAGUGUCUACAAUGCCGUUCACUGGGGUCGAAGCUGUUACUUCAUCUACCACUGCGGGCCAAAGCAGCUCGCGCUGAGCAUCCCCGAUGAGCAGAACAGGGAGGCCAUCCUGGAGAAUCUCGACAGCGCGGGGCAACUGGAGAUCCGCGGCAAACAGUUCCGGGUGGUCAUCGAGGGACCUCUGCAGGUAGCAUUGUCCCGAGGGCCAGAAGUUUCCGAGUCGGUAGCCACGCUGCCAAACGCAGAGCUUUAUCGCGCCAUCAGCGAGUUGCAGCUGCCCACAGAGGUCACGUUGGAGCAGGUGGCGGCCACGGACCGGAGCGAUGACAGCAUUCGAGCCAUCAACUUGACCAACAGGAUCUCCAAGGGCUACAAGGAUUUGAGCCAAGACGCGAAGACUCGACUGCGCAGCGCUGUGGAGGCCGCCCAAGUUCCUCAGAAGCUGCUGGCGAAAAGUGAACAUUUCCUGGGCGGGCCGUGUGCCACUGCUCAAUGCAUUGUCAUGAUCUCUGCCAGUCAAGCUGCCACGAUGCCAUGCCCGGGCUUCAAGGUCUUUGACGCCUUGCAGGUGGCUCUUGGAACUGACCUCAUCGCCGCACUGAAGACCUUGCAGCCGGCGGAAGCGGACGACGAACGGCCCAGCAAGAGAAGGAAAGUGGAGGAAGAUCAGGAAGAAACUGAUGAGCCCACGGGGCCCACAGCCAAUGAGGAAGUGCCUGAGGUUCCCGAGGAUGAGGGAUCCGAUGUGUCCGAGUGGGGCCAGUCUGCUGGUGAGUUUGCUUUCAGUGGCCCACCCUUGGACGACUUGGACGAUGACGAUGAGGAGUCGCAAUCAGAGACCGAAGAGGCGGAUCACGGCCCAACGGACACAGGACCUCCCGCAGCGCCGUCAGCACCGUGGCUACGCAUCUUCUGGGGCGAAGCGCGAUGGCAGCGCACGCAGCUGCUGGGAGAGUUGGCCAGAGGUGACUGGGGCCUCUGCCAAGCCAUGGAGGAGGACUUUCUUCGAUGCGACAAGAAUGUUUGGCAGAGGCUGUUGAACCUUCAGCGCCCGGUCUACGCGCCUCAGAAUGAGAUGACUCGCACAGCUGCGUGAGAAA
Molecule: messenger RNA, 1520 nt
Organism: Cladocopium goreaui
Lineage: Eukaryota; Dinophyceae; Suessiales; Symbiodiniaceae
Source: the annotation of a GenBank genome assembly